AUGUUGCAAGUUUACAAGCGUGAUACAGCAAGAUACAUGGAAAAGACACCUUCUACUAGCCACAUUUUAUACCAGUAUUCCCAGUGUGACUUCAGCGCAACUGAUGCUAAUGAGCUUAAGAAACAUAUUUUGAAACACAAAAUUUUAGGUGGUGUCCGAAAAAGGCCUCAAGCGGAGAAGUUGGGGAGGCGACCCAAGAGGAAGGAAAAAUCUCAAUGCUCGCAAGUUGCACAAGUGUUCAUAUUGAAGUCCAACCUCAACAGCCACUUGUUAACCCAUCAUCCUGAACUACAGUCUCAUCACAUUGACAUUCAGACUCAUCAUCCAGAUGAUCAGGCACUCCUUUCAGAUGAUCAGAGCCAUCAUUCAGAUGUAUUCCCUCUCCUCUCAAGACAGUAUUCCAUGUUGCUGGUGGUUGGGAAAUAUAUGUUAUGUCACCCUACAUUGCUAACAUGUAUGAGUGUGGAGGAAAAGGCAAAGGUGGAGUUGGAUAGUGACGGUGAGAGGACAAGGUGGGGAGGAGACGCAGUAAGAACGAAGAAAAACACAGGGAAGAUGCAUAGAUGUUCAUACUGCAACUACGUCACUAAUAAGACCACAAAUCUGAUAAGGCAUAUCCACACUCACACUGGAGAGAAACCCUUUUCUUGUCCAUACUGUCCUUACCGAGCAACUCAGGAAAACAACAUUAAGUCCCACAUCCGCACGCACACAGGAGAAAAGCCUUAUAAGUGUCCACACUGUCCAUAUUGUUCAUCACAGAAGUCUUCCUUGAGGAAUCAUAUCCUUACUCAUCAAAAUUACAUUACUCAACGUUGCCAAUCACCACUUUUAACACAUUGUAUGCUGAUGGUCAUGUCUGUUUGUAUGGACUGUAUGCAGUUGUGUAAUUAUGACUUCUCAGGAAACUCUGAUUUCAGUACUUUAGGUCCAGCUGUACCUGUGCUCCCGGGUUGUGGUCCCCAUAUAGCAGGAGAGGGAGGACCCUGUGUGGGGAUACAGGAUGGCAACCUCAGACUACCCCAGAAUUCCUAUGGUUCUCAUGCCAAAGGCACGCAGCCCUUUCUGGUGCAGGUUCAUCCGGGAGACAAGCCUUUUGACUGUCCACAUUGUUCCUACAGUUCUGCCACUAGGGACUACUUGAAGAUUCAUAUACGCACACACACAGGAGAGAAGCCUUUCCCAUGCCCUCACUGCAGUUUCAGAGCUGCCCAGAAAAAUAACCUGAAUAGGCAUCUGCGCAUUCAUACAGGAGAAAAACCCUAUGCUUGCAAUAUCUGUCCAUAUAGGUCGUCCCAGAAAAAUAAUUUGAAGAGUCAUUUACUAACACAUAGAUCUCAGAGUGAUGUGGAAAAUAUUAUGUGAAAAGUUGAAGUUUGGGUGCAUACAUGUGUUACUUCAAAAGUCUUACUGAAUGAUAAAAGGAUCUCAUUUUAUGUCAAAACAUUAAUUAAUGCAGAUGUUAAAAUUGAAAAUUUAUUUGUAUUUUUAUUUCAUUGUUGUAAAAUAUUAUAAUAUUUUGUAACAAAUUUAAUACUUUGAAAAGGAAAACAAUGUUAUUUAACUUAAGUUAAAUUACUGAUCACACUAAACCAUAUAAGUAUUAGAUUUAUAUUUUUAACCAUUUUCUUUUUGUUUCCCUUUAUGUUAUAUAUUUUGAAUAAAAAAAAAGUUUCUUUUAUCAAAAUGUUACAGUCAUGAUUUUGGGGGAUGGAGGUUGUUUUUGCAUUGACUGAUGUAACUUCGGAAAAUAGAGAUGAAAGAAUAUAGGCCAAUAUUUUUAUCAUUAUAUAUGCAACUUAAUAGAAAAAUUAUGUUCCAUAUGUUUGAAAUUCAAAAGACUAUUUGAUGACAUUUACCCUGAAAAAUUAAAUCUGUGUAACUAAAUUAAGC
Messenger RNA from Penaeus chinensis, 1893 nucleotides. RefSeq names its product zinc finger protein 513-like. The transcript has 11 exons. Lineage: Eukaryota; Metazoa; Arthropoda; Malacostraca; Decapoda; Penaeidae. Gene Ontology annotation, biological process: regulation of transcription by RNA polymerase II. The record is from RefSeq and is a predicted model, not a curated record. Gene Ontology annotation, cellular component: nucleus. Gene Ontology annotation, molecular function: DNA-binding transcription factor activity, RNA polymerase II-specific; RNA polymerase II transcription regulatory region sequence-specific DNA binding. Bases 1 to 1365 code for a protein of 454 amino acids.